GGCGGAACCGGAAGGCGUUGGGGACGCCCCGGUCCCAAGCAUGGCGGCCGCCUGGGCCUCCGGGCUGGCUUCUCCGGAGACCGUGUCCUCCCAACUCUUGGGUAUCCUGUGGUUCGUGUCAUUCACCACAGGACCUUGGGGAGCUGCUGCCACCACCGCCGCCGGGGGCGACGAGACGCUUAAGUGCGAGGACCUCAAAGUGGGACAAUAUAUUUGUAAAGAUCCAAAAAUAAAUGAUGCUACACAGGAACCAGUUAACUGUACAAACUACACAGCUUAUGUUCCGUGUUUUCCAGCACCCAACAUAACUUGCAAGGAUUUUGGUGGCAAUGAAACACAUUUUACUGGAAAUGAAGUUGGUUUUCUUAAGCCUGUAUCUUGCCGAAACGUAAAUGGCUAUUCAUACAAAGUGGCAGUUGCACUGUCUCUUUUUCUUGGAUGGUUGGGAGCAGAUCGAUUUUACCUUGGAUAUCCUGCCUUGGGUUUGUUAAAGUUUUGCACUGUAGGAUUUUGUGGAAUUGGGAGCUUAAUUGAUUUCAUUCUUAUUUCAAUGCAGAUUGUUGGACCUUCAGAUGGAAGUAGUUACAUCAUAGAUUAUUAUGGAACCAGACUUACAAGACUAAGUAUUACUAAUGAGACAUUUAGAAAAACACAGUUAUUUCCAUAAACAUUUUUAAAAAGAAACAGAUUUGGGCCUCCUUGAUUUUAGUGAGAACUCUCAGUAUGUGGAUUUCCAGAUUUUCCUUUUUCCUUCUUUACAUACCACUUUAUGGAUUCUGUAUGAUUUUUUUUGUUGUUGUUGAUGUUUCUCUUUUGUUGUUUUAGUUAAAAGCAUAUUAUUCUGAGAUUUAUUUAGUAGGACUUUCUUUGAGAGCUGUAUGAUAAUAGUCUUUCUUAGGCUGCUGUCUCUAUGAGAUAGCUUAUUACCUUGAUAUUCUUUAGUGUCUUUUCCAAAGGCAAAUUGGCACUUGUCAUUUUUGCUUCUAAAAAAUAAGAAUUUGACUUAUUCACAUUUUUUAGUGCUUUAUUAAAACCUUUUUAAAUGUUGAAUGUAGCUGUCUUCUGCGUUUUGAUCUUUCAAAGCAGUUAAUCCAUGAUGUGAACAAAUGUCAUUUAUAUUGCCUGGGGCUGCAGUCUUAUGUGUGACAACCUACCUGACUUUCUGCAGCUUUCAGAUCUGUCUUUGCUUUGGUCCCCAGGGAGCUAAAGAUCGUCAGGGAGUCUGAGACCUUGAGGCAACAUGGAUACUUCUGGCAUUGGUUCAGGUCCCUGAAGUGUGAACUUUUACCUUUUUGUUUUGGAGUGGUGCGCUAGCUUUCGAAAGACCAGAUGCUGACUCAUUUAGCUCAAUACAGUUAUAUUUGAAGCUGGAUGGACAAGGUGGGAACACUGAGCAGAUGAUUAAUGUCUUCCAUCUGUUAGGCCUGCCCGCAGAUGCCAGCACAAGUGCCUUAAGUGAUGCACCAGAUCUGAAGGAAGUCGCACCUGCACAUGAACUCUGUUUUUCCUUAACAUGUUUAGAAGGGUUUUAAGAAGAUGGAACUACAUGAAAUAUAUGUCCCAUAAUACCAUCAUGCUCUUCCUUUAGUAAUAGGCAUCCCAAUUUCAAAAUUACUGGGGUCUGGGCUCCUUAAGAGUAAAGGACAUAAGUUUUUUUAUCGCUCAUUUUACUCAAAAAUAUAUAGUAUAGUACAGUUAGCUUCGUAAUAUGUUAGUUAUUCAGUAACAGCUUCUCUAGUUCAUGAGAGAUAAUAUUAAGUAUUGAUAUGUGAAGUGAAUUUGGAUUGAUUCUUACUGUUCACCAGGAAUGGCUUCUUUGAUUAGUUCAUUAAUUAAAAUAUUGAAUGUCUACCAUGUGGGAGGCACUGUUCUUGAUGCUAGGAUGCAACAGUGAAGAAAACACAGACAUCCCUGCUCUUAAAGAGUUUAUAUGUCCUUGGGAUUCACUUUUUUCACAGUGAUAGUAGUUUUGUCCACAGUUAAGCUAGCUAGUAGCUGCCCAUUUUCUAGAUUCCCUAGUUCCUUUUGAUUGCAGACAGUGUUUUGAAAUUUACUUCAGGAUCAUCUAAGCCCAGAUUUGAAAAUCUUUAAGUUUCCACAGCCACAUAAGUUCAAUUAUGUAAGAAGUACCUGCAAUCAAAUCUUAGAAAGUACUCUUGAUUCUUGAAUAAUUGUUAUAGGUAUUAACUUGGGAAGUGUGUUCAAAGCAGGUGCUUCUCAAAAUAUUUAUUCAAAUAAGCUGCACUCCAAAAGGGUUGUUGAUAAAAUCUAGAAGUAAAGUCCCUUCACAAUACAGUCUUAAACCUUUAGACUUUAUUUUCACUAUAAUAUCCUAAGUUUACAUGACAAAACACCAGUUUUUCCAGAUUGCUUUAUUCUGUUGCCUAAUAUAUAUUCUUUAACAAAUUAUUUUUCUGUCUUAUUUUAUUUUUAUGUGAAUGCAUUUAAUGAAUGUGAGUGCAUUUUUUUGUUUACUUUCAUGGAGCACUGUUUUAUUACAACUAUUAUUAUUAGUGUGUGUGUGUUUGUGUGUGUGUGUGUGUGUGAGCACAAAUUAUAUGUUAAGGCCUCUGUAUGGAGAUGCUUUACAUGAUAAUCCUGCUUAUAAAGGAGUGGCAAAAAUUGUGAGAUGGAUUAGCUCAGUCAUUCCUUGGGUUACUCCAAAACCCUCUAGGAUGGAAUGAAAUGGAUUCUUUCAGUUCUACAGAAAGUGUUUCUGUAGAAACAUUUACAAAUGGUACUACUUUAUUUAGCCCAAAAGGAUUAAUACAAUUUCCAGAAGUACCUCUUUACCCCAGAAGAUUUCUUACCUACCCUGUAUUAAACUAAAGGCCCUGUUUAAAACUUCUAAGAUUCUGUUAUGUGCACAGCCAGUAUUUGUUCAUGGAACCUCUAGGACUGUAAGAGAUAAUACUUUGGGGAUAUGUUUUGUUUCAUGAAAUUUCAGUGUCUUUAACCCUUAUUUUAACCCAUAUGCUUUUAAGGCUAAGCAAAGUAUUAUAAAACUGAUAAGGAACCAGGAAGUUAAAAACAGAUCUAAGAAAAAAACUAGAAAAAAGGAAAAUCAGUUUUUCGGAAGUAUAAUUAUAAGAUGUUGGUUCAUCUUUCUCACUCAGACAUCUUAAAUAUAGAUAUUCUCCAGAGUUCUGGCACCUUCCCUCUUCCUUUCUCUAACUCAGCAUCCAUUUUGCUUUUUUCCCUUUAAAAACUAAUACAAGCUAAAUGAAGAAAUUUUGGGAAAACAAAAAGUGCAAAGAAAAAAAAACUCUACAACUUACGGAUAACAAUGUUAAUACUUCUAUAUACCCUAUUAUUUUUACAUGCAUGUAUGUGUACAUUUUUCUUCUCAAGAAUACUAUAUUAUCCAUAUUUCUUCUUCACCUUGUAAAGAUUUUUUUCUAUUUCAGUGAAUAUUCUCUUACAAAAUUAUUUUUAAUGGCUGCAGAGUGUUCCAUGUCUGUAUCAUAAUUUGUUAUUUCUUAUUGUUUAGUAUUUAAGUUAUUCCAAUAAAUGGACGAUGCACA
This is a messenger RNA of Manis javanica (Malayan pangolin), 3524 nucleotides long. The record is from RefSeq and is a predicted model, not a curated record. NCBI's taxonomy places the organism in Eukaryota, Metazoa, Chordata, Mammalia, Pholidota, Manidae.